CUGAGGUGUCAGUCAAGCAGUUGCAGGGCACAGGAGAUCAGCUAGUGGAUCGAAUCGAUCGUGAACAACCUAAAAAAAAAGAAGAACAAAUAUAGCGUCGCUCUCAAUACAUUUAGACGGCGAACUAUAUAUACAUAUAUAAAUGUAAACAUAAAUAUAUAUGUAAAAUUGUGCGUGUUUUAUUAUUGCAUUGCUGCCUAAAUAAUAUAAAUAUAUUCUUUUAUAUAUUAAUAUCGAUUCGCAAAAAUUGUCAACGCGAAAGCAAUUUUCAUGUCGUGCCAAAGAUUUCCCAGCGUUCGAGCCAAUAGAGUAAAUCGUUGUGGUCGCAUUGAUCGACGCGUCGCAAUGUCUGUUCUUUAACAACAACCAACAAAAAUACAAAUAAUAAUUUUUAAAGUAUAGAAAUUUCAACUAGAAAAAAAGAAAAAGAAAUACAACUGAAGACCUCGAAAAUUCAAUUUCAGAACUUAGGUAUAAACAAAUUAAUCUGUAUAUAAUUGUGAGCCAGUGAUAAAUCGCAUUGCAUGGGCAACGUUAUGAUAAAGAAGUUACUAAAGUGCCACGCCCACAAGCAAGCCCAAAAGCAAGAACAAUUAAAACUGAAAAAAAUCGGAAUAUAUUUUAUGUACAAUAAUCUGUGCAAGAGAAAAACUUUAACGCCCACAAAUCUAUUGACACUAAGCAUUUCAAGUGAAUGAAUUUCCCGUGGCAGCUAAUUUAAAAACGAAUAUAAUAAUAUAAAAACAAAUUAAUAGUGAACAAAACCUUAUUGGGGUAACUACUAAUUAAAGCUGCAGUGUGAAUCAAACCCUCAACAUGGUUGGUGUUGCCGCCGAUCCAUCGCAGGCCGCUCAAUUAUCAUCGGCCAAAAAUCCGAUGAUUAAGUAUUUGCUGAAGCAACGCGAGAGUCAUGCACGUGCCCAAGAUGCGGACUAUUCGCAUGUGUUUCGCCGUAAGACGCGCUUCGAACUAUUUCGCCUGUCCGCCAUAGCGAUGGCCAUCGAAUUUGCGUAUGCGGCCGAGACAAGUUUCGUUUCACCGAUUCUUCUACAAAUUGGCAUCGAUCACAAGCAUAUGACCAUGGCCUGGGGCCUGUCGCCGUUGAUUGGUUUCUUUGUUUCACCGCUGCUGGGCAGCAUCAGUGAUCGCUGCAAGCUGCGCUGGGGUCGACGUCGACCCAUUAUCACGCUGCUGUCGCUGGGCAUUUUCCUUGGCCUGAUUUUGGUGCCGUAUGGCAAGGAGCUAGGCGUCUGGCUGGGCGACGUCGGCUACAAUUACUCGACUUCAAACUAUGGCAACGAGAGCUCUGUGUCGGCGGCGGCUUUGCUGUCAUCCGAACCGGCGCCGGAAUCCGGAGCCUCGCCUAGCAACUACAAAUUCGCUGUAAUUUUAACCAUCUUGGGCAUGGUGCUGUUGGAUUUCGAUGCAGACACCUGCCAAACGCCGGCUCGCACCUAUUUGCUGGACAUGUGUGUGCCCGAGGAGCAGCCAAAGGCAUUGACUACGUUUACACUCUUCGCGGGCUUCGGUGGCACCAUUGGCUACGCCAUUGGCGGCAUCGAUUGGGAGACAACGCACAUUGGAAACGUGUUGGGUGGAAAUAUACCCACAGUGUUCACCCUGGUGACCAUUAUCUUUGUGCUUUGCUAUUUGGUAACGGUGACAACUUUCCGUGAAAUUCCGCUCGAGUUGAUCGAACGCGAUGAGCUGCUGCGUCCCCUCUCCUGUUCGGCCAUCAAGAAGGAGCUGAAGAAGAACAACAAUGCCAUAUACUAUAUACAAGAGAACUCCACGUUGGACGAGCAAAUGAAGGCGGCUGCUGUUGAGCCCAUCGCCAGCUAUCAGAACAGCCGUUUGCCAGCGAUCAGCGAUAAGGUGAAGAGGCCGCAGGACUUGGAGUUGCAAGUGGACGAUGCGGCACCGAUCUCAUUGCGCGGCUAUCUGAAGAGCAUCUUCAUAAUGCCCCACUCAAUGCGCAUGCUGGCGCUGACCAAUCUCUUCUGUUGGAUGGGUCAUGUCACCUAUUGCCUGUACUUCACCGACUUUGUGGGCGAGGCGGUCUUCCACGGUGAUCCCACAGCGCCGCCCAACUCGGCGCCGCUGUUGCUGUACGAGGAAGGCGUACGAUUCGGCUGCUGGGGCAUGUCCAUCUAUGCCUUCUCCUGCUCCAUUUACUCGAUGUCUGUGACAAAGCUAAUGAAGUGGUUUGGCACUAAGGCGGUUUAUAUCAGCGGCAUGGUCUACUAUGGCAUUGGCAUGCUGAUCCUCGGUCUCUGGCCAACAAAGUGGGGCGUUUUGGUUUUUAGCACCUCGGCGGGCAUACUCUAUGGAACGCUCUUUACCAUGCCCUUCAUACUGGUGGCCAACUAUCAUGCCAAAAAUUGUUUCCGCGUUCAUAACGGCGAGACUAUUCCGCUGAAGCAGGCCCGCGGCCUGGGCACCGAUGUGGCCAUCAUUAGCAGCAUGGUCUUCAUAGCCCAGCUAAUUGUUUCACUCUGCGUUGGCCCACUCGUCGCCUGGAUGGAGACGACGUGCGCCAUUUUGUAUGCGUCCACAUUUUUAUCCUUUACAGCGGCCAUUGCGGCCAUGUUUGUGCUUUAUGUCUAAGGCUCAGCUCGGCCGACUAUUAUUAGAUUAUUUAUGAACAGCAGCAUUGUCGAUAUGACGAAAAAUGUACUUAUGUAUGAACAUGCAUACAUACAUACAUACAGAUGCACACAUAUUGUUUGAUAUGCAAACAAAAUUUUGUUGCCUACUUUCAGGCAUUUGAUUAUAUGUUAUAUAGAUUAUAACAGUAUACUUUUGAGAGCGAUGACUUAAAAGAUAAACAUUGCUGUUAUUACUGUUAUAACAGUCUCUUUGCAGAAGUAUAAUAUUAUUAGGCUUGUUUUAAGUUUAUAAACGUAUUCUUAGCACCAAAGUAAAUUUAAUGAGUUUAAUAAUUAUUAUAAUAAGAAUAAACACAUAAAUAUAUGAGAAAUAUAUUUUUUAUAUGUACUCCAGUAACCCCUUUGUUAUAUUUGAUAUUAUACUCUGAGCUCGGACCUUAUAUACCCUCUUUACCCAGUAGUAGUAUAUACAUAUAAUAUAUGCAUAUAUCUAAGUUUAACUCGUUGUUAAUUACUUCUGUAACAAUAUCCUAUCAUUAGCAAAUUAGUUCGAUUUUUUGUGCCUUUUUUGUCUUUAGAUUGUUCUUGUUAGUUAGUUAGUUUUAGUUACUCUGAUUUAUCAAAUUGAUCAGCACAAUGAGCGAAGUUUGACGAUUCUCUUUGUAUUUCUAAGUCUUUGCUUUACUUUGCUAGAAUAGGGAAUUGACACAAUGGUAUCAAUACAUUCAAUACAUAUAAAAGAAUGUUCAAUCCAUCGCUCUACCCUUUCUCCAACUCUCAUCAUUUUAAUCAUUUGUCCAAUGAUAUGCUAAUAUUAACUUAUCUUAACAUAUCAGGCAAAUUAAUAUAAUUAUCUUAUAUAUUAUACGACAUGACAAACCUUCAAUUAAAAAAAGAUACUUGGUAUUCAAUUAUUUAUUUCUUAAGUAAAUAAUUACUUAAAGUUAAUGAGCUCAUGUGUAACAAGCGGCACCAAAGCCGCAAGGAGCAACGAAAGCGAUCACGAAAUUUCAUUUUAGUUUACGUUGUAGUUGGGUUGAGCUAUCUCGGCUAACUAAGCUAAUGACAGCUAAUCAAACUUUGAUUUUUUUUAUUUUUUUUUAUUUUUAUCAUUUUAUUAAACGAAUUUGUGGUGAAUCAAACUAGUUUUAUUACGUAAAGCUUCAUCAAAGACCAUUUUAAAGUUAGUUUUACAUUCGCUUUCUAUACGCACUAUUCGCCCACUUAGAACAUCGAACGAAUUUGUGAACUGAACUUGUCAUUAAUUUAAAGUGAAUUAAUUAAUGAAACUCGUUUUCUGUUGCUUACAUCACAAGCCAUAUGAAUUUCAUUAACAUAAUAUAUACAAACAAUGCAAAAUUCAUACAUACAUUCAUAGAGACUUAAAUUGAUCUAUGAAAGACAUACAAUAAAAUAGGAAAAAAAUAAAUAAAUAAAAUGAAAUUAAAAAAUUAAAUAAAUAAACCAGUUUGAUAUUAUGCUAAAACUAGCUUCAUUUGUUAGCUUUAUUUAGUGUAGCUUUAGACUAUUAUAUAAUAUUUGCACAUUUUGUGGUCAAUUAUCAUCUAAUAUUAAACUGGUAUGUAAGAUAUAUUAUAUUGAAAUGCUUUGAUUGCAUUAAAAUUAAUUAUUAUUGCGAAGACAUUGUUCAUAAAUCGCUUUGAAGGACAUUUCAAAUUCCAUUAAAAAAGCUGCACACUUCAAUCAAUUAACAGUUCGUUAAAUGCAAAUUAUAUUGAUUUUUAACUAAA
Drosophila mojavensis is the source of this 4360-nucleotide messenger RNA. It is a transcript of the gene Slc45-1, whose product is annotated as proton-associated sugar transporter A. Gene Ontology annotation, molecular function: sucrose:proton symporter activity. The coding region runs from base 817 to 2607 and encodes 596 amino acids. The transcript is spliced from 4 exons. Gene Ontology annotation, cellular component: membrane. The record is from RefSeq and is a predicted model, not a curated record. Lineage: Eukaryota; Metazoa; Arthropoda; Insecta; Diptera; Drosophilidae. Gene Ontology annotation, biological process: transmembrane transport.